Molecule: messenger RNA, 248 nt
Organism: Gongylonema pulchrum
Lineage: Eukaryota; Metazoa; Nematoda; Chromadorea; Rhabditida; Gongylonematidae
Source: the annotation of a GenBank genome assembly
GCAGUGAAAGAUACAACACUGACACGUGCAUUCUUACCAAUACCGUUAUUAAUAAUACCACCAUGUGUAAUGCCAUUUCUGGAAAGGUUUAAAUGGGUAAUGAAAACUACACCACGCCAUAUUUUUGUGAAUGCCGUUGUUUGUACGCUCAGUUUUGCAUUCAGCUUACCCAUAUCACUGGCAUUAUUUCCGCAAGAAUCUCGAGUACGUUUCGUGUGUGUGUGUGUUUUUUUUGAAACCUUAUAGGC